AUGGCGGCCAAGGGAAAGGCUACUUCAAACCUUCCUCCUAAAUGGCCUGUAGUCGUCAAUGGAACUCUAAAAGACACUGAUAUUUCUACACUUCUCCUUCAAAGACACAAAGUUAGAUUUAGUGACACCACUGUAUCUUCCUCCAUCAUCUUUCCUCUAUCUUCUGUGGCCUUUCUCAUUGUACCCCUUGAGAAAACAUCUUUAGAGUGGCCACCAAAGUCAGGCAGAAUACAGUUGGACCAUGAAUUCUUACAGAGGCUGCAGAAAUUUGUCCAAAUUCAUAGGAAUAGCUAUAUGGUAUUGACAUCAGCUCUCCAUGGACCCCAUGAGAUGGCUAUCAUAUCAGCUAUACAAACCAGAUUCAUAGAUCACAACCUCCGAAUAUUGCCAGUACAUAAUGACAGUGAAUGUUUGCAAACCAUUCUAACAAUUGCUCAGGCAACCUGUACACCGACGUGCAACAUCCUUAGGUCUCGUCUGGAUGCUAUCUUAUCACGGCAGAACAGUGCUCAGAUGAUUCUAAACAUUCUUUCCCAGUUGGGUCUAAAUCAUCAUCAUAUCCUUACCAAAAUAUUGAAGGCUUGUUAA
Molecule: messenger RNA, 588 nt
Organism: Lytechinus variegatus (green sea urchin)
Lineage: Eukaryota; Metazoa; Echinodermata; Echinoidea; Temnopleuroida; Toxopneustidae
Product: protein SPO16 homolog
Exons: 5
Coding region: 1-588 (195 amino acids)
Biological process (GO): synaptonemal complex assembly; reciprocal meiotic recombination
Cellular component (GO): chromosome
Source: RefSeq, a predicted model, not a curated record